Ctenopharyngodon idella (grass carp) is the source of this 5529-nucleotide messenger RNA. It is a transcript of the gene map7d3, whose product is annotated as MAP7 domain containing 3. The record is from RefSeq and is a predicted model, not a curated record. NCBI's taxonomy places the organism in Eukaryota, Metazoa, Chordata, Actinopteri, Cypriniformes, Xenocyprididae. The transcript is spliced from 21 exons. Gene Ontology annotation, cellular component: microtubule cytoskeleton. The coding region runs from base 117 to 2741 and encodes 874 amino acids. Gene Ontology annotation, biological process: microtubule cytoskeleton organization.
GUUGACCGCUAGAUGUCGGUGUCACCGUCUGUAGCGCUUGACUGGUUGAGCAGUCGGCGUCCUCGCGCGCCUCUAAUGUGUCAGCGCCAAACAGCAGGAAAAAAACUUCGGCAAAAAUGGCGGAGGGUGCAACGUCUCUCAAAGGGUUGCGGGCGCAAAUGGCUGCAGCUGCGCAGGCGCAGGCAGAGGAACGGCGCAGCCAGGCAGGGAACAGCCCAACGCCAGCAGCUCCAGCUAGCACAUCGAAGAGCCAGACCAGGCCAGUCAUUGAUGGGGCAGCCCUGAGGAUAGAUGACAAACUUCGAGUGGCCAAAGAGAGGAGAGAAGAGCAGGAAAAGCAACAUGCGGCCCGUGAGACUCAGCUCCUGGAGAGAGAGCGCAAGGCCCGGCUGCAGGUGGAGCGACAGAUGGAGGAGAGACAAAAGAAGCUUGAAGAGCAGCGCAGGAAGGAGGAACAGAGGAGAGUUGCAGUGGAGGAGAAAAGAAAGCAGAAAUUAGAGGAAGAAAAGGAACACUAUGAGGCUGUGAUGAGACGUACCCUGGAGCGCAGUCAGCGACUAGAACAGAGACAGAAGAGAUGGUCCUGGGGUGGACUUUCAGACUCUGACAACAAAAAUGCUGCGUAUUUGCACUUCUCCUACUCUCUCACCCUCUCCAUGGAGAGAGAGUCCGUUUCCAAUAGCGACCUGUCUGUCCCUGCCCCUCCCACAGGACAGAGUGACAGUGGUUCCACCUCCUCCCCGAUUGCUAUAGUAAUCUCCCCUGCUUCUCCAGCCUCCAAGCCACCCAGGAAUCAGACGUCACAAGACAAGCGCUCUUCCUCUACUACGAACCUGAAACAGACUGACUCAGUCAUCAGCAAGCGUCUCUCCUCAUCCUCUGCCACCCUCAUUAAUUCUCCUGAUAAAAGUGCAAAGCGGAGAAGUUCAUCUUUGAACCGGUUGCCUAGCAAUGCUCCUCAGGCCAAUAAAGAAGCUCAUAAGCAGCCUCAGGUGGAAAAGACAGGCCCAAUCCUGAAGAAGCGAAGCUCCUCCCUCUCUCGAGUAGGGGCUAAAACACAGCCUGCCACCAAACCAGAGAAAUCCACAGCAGAUGAAUCAGCUCGCCGCUCGUUGGCCCCCGUGGACAGCGGUGUCCUCAGUCGGCUGCUCACACCCACCCAGGCCUCGCUAGCUAGAAGCAAGAGUGCCGCGGCCCUUUCCGCCGAAGGAGGCGACGCCCAAGAGUCUCACCUGUGUCCUCGUUCAGCAUCUGCCAGCCCCAUGCAGCCGCCAGGCCGCGGACCCCUACGCAGUCGCAGCAGUGACCGAAAGAAAGGCCCGCCUACUUCUGUGUCUGCGGAUGCCAUCUCCAGUAUGACACAGCAGGAGGGUGAGAAGCAGAAGCGUUUCACGUCACCAGUAGGAAAACGCCCUGCCUCACCCUCCAGUCGUCACCGAUCCCCUUCUCCUGCUCCCGCUGCUAACACCACCUCAAGAGCGCCCUCACCUGGAGCAGCCAAGCAAAGUCCACGCUUCCGCCCUCCAUCCCCCAGCAGCUUGAAACAGCGUCCUCCAUCCCCUCAGCCCUCUGCUGCAUCUAAACCUCCACCCAUCCAGAAACCUGCUCUAACCCCCACCGGCCCGCCCACCCUUCGCAGGAGGGAUUCCAAGCCAAAAGAUAUGUCUCCCAUGGUACCUGUCGCCCCACAGUCUCCAGAAACCAGCAUGGCACCCGCACCCGCAUCCACACCCACAACCACACCCAAGACCAAAGAGGAAUCUAAUUCUAAAGCCAACGCAGGAACCAACUCGGCUGCAGAGGCUUCCAAGAUCCUGGCGGAGAACCGCCGUCUGGCACGUGAGCAGAAGGAGAAAGAAGAGCAACUCCGCAUACAGAAAGAAGAAGAGGAGCGGCUGAGGAAGGAGGAGGAGAAGCGGCUGGCGGAGGAGGAGCGCUUGAGGCGCGCUGAAGAGGAGAAGAGGCUUGCGGAGGAGAGGAAGCGAGAAGAGGAGGAGCAGGCUCGUAUAGCAGAGGAGGAGAGACAGCGGACAGAGCUGGAGGAGCAACAAAGACAGGCUGAGGAACAGAAAGAGCGCGAGGAGGCUGAAGCAAAGGCCCUAGAGGAGGCAGAGAGGCAGCGUCAGGAGAGAGAACGCAUUAUGCAACAGAACCAACAGGAGCGCAUGGAGAGAAAGAAGAGAAUUGAAGAAAUUAUGAAGAGAACCAGAAAAACAGACCAAAUGGAUUUUAAGAGUAAUGAUGAGAGAGACAUUCCUGAUGAAAAUGGAGAGGAUGCUGAGGACCAAAUAAACUGUGAAAAUAAGGAGAAUCAGGCUGAGUCAGAGCAGAGUGCCAAUGAGACAGAGCCGUCUCAGGAGCAUUACUCACCUGUGGAGGAGCCAGUUGCUGAACGAGAGGAGCCAGAUGUUAGUAUGAACAGACAAACAGAUGUAGAUAAUAAGGAGAACAGCAAUGGACCCAGCACAGAGGAUCCCUCAGUGGACAGCAGCCCGCCUCCCAAGUCCUGUCUGAUGGAGGGCUCUGAGUUUGUGAACGAGGACUCUAAAGUGAGUCUGGUGCCUGGGUUGAAUGGUAAAGGAGGACCCUGGAGCUUUGAGGAGCUGAUCGAUCUGGGUGUUCAUGCGAAGAGCAAACCCCUGAUGGACGAUGGGGGCCCUGAGGGGCCUAGAGUGGCCUUUGAAGAAAAAACCAGCUCAAUUCAUCCAGCCCAGUCUAUUGAAACCCUGUCUGAGAUGUGAAUGUGCAGGUCCGUUUAAGGCCUGCUGAUUAUUGCACUCCACGAGUCACGUCCAGCUGAGCCUCAGUGCUCAGACUCGUCUGGACAGCCAGGGAAAGCGCACAGUGCCGCACAGCCUCUGCAGAUAAUAGAUGGAUAAAGCAAGAGAAAAUAAACACAAGUUGGAAGAAACGAGCUAAAGAAAUGCUUCAGGGAAAUUGAUAGAUUCCUUCAGUGUGCUUGCUUCUAUGUUUAGCAGCUCUUCACCUUUAUAAUAUUGUCAUUUGAAUUUUUUUUUUUCCAUAACAUGUUUUUUGGGGAUUUUUUUUUGUCUUUUAAAUGUGGAGACAACUUUAUUUAUUCAUGUGGCUUCUCCACAUUUAAACGGCUGCUGUCUCAUGACGGUUACCACGUGCACUGUUUUUUGCUAAAUUCCAGUUCAGGUGUUCACGUGGCACAUACAAAUUCAUUAUAACUUCAACUUAAGCGUUUUGUAGAAGGAUCUGAUUAGUUAUUGAGUCAGUGCAGGGCGUUUUUAGAAAGGAAACAUCUCGCAUAUCUUCAGCUGACAUGGCGGUUCCAGUCACAGACAUACUAAUAAUUAAAACCCUGUGUCUGAACUGUGAGCGGAGCUCAGGAAUGUGACCCAAGACGGGCUGCUGGUGCAGCAACACUCAAGUUCUGAUGUGCUUUUAAAUGUGACCUCAGGAUAUUUACAUCUGAGCUUCUGUUUCUCCGCUCCAAAGGAAUAAACAUCACUGUAUAGUGUUUAACACUAUAUUCCCUGUGAAAGAACUCUAGCUCCCGCUGAGAAGCAUUCCUACUGUGUAACACUUGCAGAUAGCAAAUCCCUCUCAAGAUGUUUCAUUGACUGUUUAAUUCAAAUUGAGUGCAGACGUGUUCAUACUGUCUUGAGCUCUGAGAUUGAAGGAUGAUGGAGCUCAAUACAGACUGGCAUAACACUUGUGGCUUCUGUUUAAUGAGGUUUUUAUGUUGUACGUUCCUGUUUUGUAGUAAAUAAACAUGCACUUGUACAUAAGUAUGAUUAGUUAUCAAAUAUCUAAUUUAAGUGCACCCUCAAUAACUUUGGAUGUCUGCAUGAAUCUAUGUGCUAUGAUAUUGCAUAAUAUACACAAUUACUGUAACUCAUCCUUGCACACUUUUUGCAUGUUUCUGAUGUCUUGUUCCCUGGAGUUUGAAGAAACAUGUUUCUGUAACUAAACUUGAAUGAUUUAAUGUUCUCAAAUUCCCAAAGUCCCCUCAGGGUUGUACUGUACUAUCAAGUCCUGAUGUUUUCCUUUGUAUACAGUUACUGUUAGUUCACUUCUGACCAUUCAUUCAUGGAUUAAAUAACCACACUAAAUUUGGUCCUCUCUUUGAAAAUGCAUAAAUAUAUAGUUAAAACUCUUCUAAGUAUUAUGUAAAUCAGUAUUAGGCUGUCUAGCCAUACUUGUGGUUGGGAAUAAGAACUAGGCUACAGGUUGGUGUACUGUAUAGUGCGGCACAGCUCUAUACUAUAAGAUGAAAUGCUGUUCCACACUCACAGGCCAGGUGUAACUACCUGUACACAGCAAGUUACAGCAGCAAUGUGCGUUUAACUUUUUUUGAGCAGAGUGUAAAGUGACAAGAGUAGGUAAAAAGAAUGUGGAUUGAGGGCGCAAGCAAAGUCAAGGGUGGCUUUUUGAUUGUGAGGCUGCUAUGAGGUUGAACGGAUGUUUGCAGAGAAACCGAUGAGCAUGUCGCCUCUCGUUUGGAGUUGUGAUUUACAUUUGCAGCUAGAGGAUUCAGGGACGUUUAAGUGAUGUAUGCACUAGACUUUAUAAGGAUUUGGCAUUCGUCCAUUGAGCGUUUGACUUGAAUUAAAUGUCAAGACGUUUGUAAUGAAUGAUUGGUCUAUAUAUGCUUGAAGAGUUCAGUUGGCUUUGUGUACUGUAGUGUAAAUUGCUAAAAAGUUUCCUUUAAAAUAUUAUUUACAGACUUUUUUUUACCGUUCAAUGGCCACAGCUGGUCAAUCAAUAAGUAAAUUUCCUUAUUUAUAUCAUUCCAUCCGUGUUUAGAAAUACUGUAGAUCCCUCAAUGUGUUUCUUCUGUUAUUUUAUAUGCAUCCACUUUAUUUUUAUCUUUUGUUGUAUAAUAGUCACUUUCCAGAUUUCUUUUUGAAUUUGAUUUCUCAGGCUUAGACUUCAGUGGAAAAGUGUUUGCAGAGGUUAUAAGUGACAAGCGCUUGGCAUGAGACUUGUGUACAUGUUCAGUGCGAUUCAGAAAUGGGUUUGAGAUCAUUGUGACCCCUUGGUUUGGCCUUUUAAUAUGAACUCUUAACACUUUAAAUUUCUAAAACUGCUUCAAGUUGUGUUGUAGCUGCUGAAGACUCAAUCAUUGAGGCAUGUGUGUACGUGUUAGUUACGUUUGCUUUUGUAAUAUACUAGCACAGCCACUUUCAGACGAGUUCACUCCGAUGCAGAUGUUGUUUCCACUAACAGGACCUUUGGAGCCCUUUGUGCUGUAUACAUCAGAACUGAAACUGUUUAAUGUCAAUUGUACUCGAUAGAGGGGUAGAAUAGGACGGUGCCUUAGAUGCAGAAUGGGCUGUAUAUUAUUUUCAUAUAUUAAUAUCUUAACGUGUCACGUGAGCUUACCUCGGCCAUGACAAUCAUUCUACUCGACCAGGGUCAUGAAUAGGAUCUGCUUUUGUUAGAGCAGUUUCUUGUCUUGAAAUAGCCCUGACCACAAAUUAUAUUUGUAAAUAUAUCUAAAAAGUGUACUGCAAAAGUAUAAAUUGUUAAAAUAAAGUUUUGGAAGAUAAAGGAAAA